Paramecium primaurelia is the source of this 2655-nucleotide messenger RNA. NCBI's taxonomy places the organism in Eukaryota, Ciliophora, Oligohymenophorea, Peniculida, Parameciidae. The record is from the annotation of a GenBank genome assembly.
AUUUUAUGAAUAUUUAAUUGGCACAGAAAGUUGUUAAUCAUUGGCGAAGCUUUGUGGAUAAGCGAAAGGAAGUUAGAAGCAUUCUCAUCGCAUAAUACAAAUAAAGUUAUAUAAGAGUUCUUAAUUCAUAUAAGGAAUUAAAAAAACGAAGGUUUUAAUAAUACAUUAUCAACAACGCAUCUAAUUUAAUUUACAAAGCUUUGAAAAUAAAUUUAUGGAAAGUCAAGCAUCUUAGAUAAUUUUUGAAUUAAAAUAAAGUUAAGCGAUUUUAUAUUUAAAAAUCGUAAGAGUAAAUAUUUUAAAAAACCUUUAAUUUACAAGCAAAAGAAGUAAAUAUCAAAACCAUUAGAUUACACAUUUAAAAUAGUUGUUCACAUAAAAAUCUUAUACCUUUACUUUUUCAUAAUAUUAAAUCUGCGGUUAUCCUUUUUAAUUUUCACUAAUUAAAAAAAACUUUUGGAGAAACUAAUAUUGAUAAAGACGUAAUAAAGUAUGAAUUUCUUUAUAAUUUUAUUAAAUAUGUUAAAGUUAAAUUAUCAAAAAAAUAAUUUGAAUUAACUAAUUAGGAACUUAUGAGACAUAAGAAUUUACUCUAAAAAUUAGAUAAAUUUUAAUUAGAAGAAUAUAAUCUAUUAAAAUAUAUAGAAUUAGAUAAUUUAAAUAUUUUGAAGAAGAUCUAUUAAUAUAAUAGUUAAAAUAGAAAUGGAUAACUUCAUAUCUUUUUUGAUUUUUAAUUGAGAGAGAUUGCUGCUGUAUGUCGAAUCUAAAAGUAUUUUAGAGCAAAGAAAAACAUUUCUUAGAAAGGUAUGAAAUAUCAAGUUAUCAUGAAAUUGAUUAAUCAAUCUAGGGCUGUUUAUGUCAUUUAAAGAUGGUUUAGAAGGAUCAGAUGGAAUCAUAGAAACAAUUUCUUUAAAGAAAUUUCAUUUUAUGUAUCAUAAAUUCCAACGCCAAAUCUUUAUCUUGAUAUGGAAACUUAUUCAAAAAUUUAAGCUAUUGUUAAUAAUUAAUAAAAUUCUUUAAAGUUUUUAGAAUAAUACAAUAUGGUAUAGCUAUAAUAAUUUUAAGAUUGUGGCAGAUAAUGAAACUGUAAGACUUUAAUUUAAAUCUAAUAAUUUUGAGGAUUAAGUUUAAUCAACUUAUGUACAAUCUUUAAAUCUAUUCAAUCACUUAAAUGUUCCAAUUUUUCCUAAUUGGCUUAUCAAAGAAAUCUAAAUGGUAUACAUAAAUGAAGAAAAACUUAUCGAUUAUAGUAUUAUUAAAUAAGAAUAAAUAUCAACAAAAUGGAAUUGUAGAAACAGAGAAUACUUAAGUAAGAGCAAAGAAUCUUUAAAAAAACUCAAAUAUGAAAAACCAGUUGAUCUUUAUGGAUUACUACAUUUUGGAGCUUCAAUAUCUUUUGAUUAUAUCAACAAUAGAGAUUAUAUUAAAUUCACAUAUAUUUCAACUAGUGAAGCCAAAUACAGGAUUAUUGCAUUGGCUUUGAUUACUUAUAGAUUUAAAUUUAAUGGAACAAGUAUUCUUAUGCUUGGUGAUAAUAUUUGGGAAAGUACUCAUUAAUAACAAACUAUAUUUUUAAAUAAAUACUAUUAGAAAAUCUAGAAUGUUUAUAAAAUAAAAAUACCUAUAUUAGAGACUUCAUAAUUAUAUAAAGGAAAAUAAAAUUAAGUAAUUUUAUGCUUAAAUAAUUAAUAAGCAUAGAAAUUUAAAUUUGAUAAGUAAACUAUUCAACUAUAAUUUUUUAAUCAAAAAUUUCGUAUAAUAGAAAAUUUUAUUUGGAUGUGUCCAGAAUUAAUAUCUUAAUAAAAGUAUUUAAGAAAUUAAGUUUCAAUACAAUUAAAUUAGAAUAGCUUAUAAGAAAGUUCUCAUAUAUAAUAGGUUAAUUCAUCAUUUGGUGAUAUUUAACAAGAUUAUAAGUCAUUUAUAUAAAAUUUUAUACAAUAAAAAUCUAUUGAUAUAUCUCCUUAAUCUGGUAUAAUUGAUGGUAGUAGUAAAUCAACUUAAUUACCUGUAAAAUUUUCAAUUAUGUGUCUAGAAAAUUAAGAUAUCAAAUUUCAAUAACCUAAAUUUAAAAGAAGAACAGAAUAAUCUAAUUAAGAAUUUGUAAUGACUAGCAGAUUUAGAACUCAAAAUAAUAGUUUAAAUAAUUCUAAAAUUAAAGAAUAAAAUGAUUCUUAAAAUUAUAGUGUCAUUUAAUCAAAAAAAUAGUAAUUUCAACUUGAAGAUAUAAAUGAGCAUAUUGAAUAUUCUUAACUUAAAUAAUAAUAAUAAGAUAUAACUUUAAUUGAAAAUAAAGAGAAAAUCACAAAAAUAAAAUAGAAGAAUAUAAAUGAAAUGAAUUUUAUAAGAGAAUUUCAAAAUUUCACAAGUUUACUACAAAGAUAAGAAUAAAAGAUAAUGAGAAGAGAGAUAAAAAUUUCUAGGAAUAAAACAUUAGAAAAAUCAUAAAAAAAAGGAAGCGUAUAAUAGACAAUAAAAAGUUAAUCUAUUACUAGGAGGGAAGAUUAUUAAGAUGUAUCAAUAGUCUUCCCUAAAAUAGAACCAAAAUGUACCAAAAAGUAAACAAUAAAUUCAAGAUUAUCCAAUUAUCAUAGAUAUGCUGUUUUUCCAGAAGAAUUAUAUGCUAUUUCUAGUAGAAAAGAAACAUUAAAAUCUUGA